Messenger RNA from Rubroshorea leprosula, 1471 nucleotides. The record is from the annotation of a GenBank genome assembly. NCBI's taxonomy places the organism in Eukaryota, Viridiplantae, Streptophyta, Magnoliopsida, Malvales, Dipterocarpaceae.
GUGAAAUUAUGCCUUUGGUUUCAAAGUAAGUCUGCUAAAUUUAGUGAUUUUGGAUGGUGGAUUAAUUUUUUUGGGCUACGUGUUUUUGGUAUGGGAUUGCCAUCCUUGUAUCUUUGGUUUUGGUGAACUGAGGCGAGACUAUAGUUUCUCUUGGUCAUGCACAUCAAGUGCUCGAUCAAAUGCCUGUGUGGGGUUUAUGGGUUUUCAUGACAUACGGGGUUGUGACAGAGCUUUUACAACACAAGUAUGGGGUGUUCUGUGAGGGUGAGAUGUCACAUGCUUUACAAUUGGAGGAUCUUUGGUAUUGUAUCAAAAUUCAGAUUUUUGUUAGCAAGGACAGCAGUAAAGAAGUAGGAAGGGGCAGCAUCAGUAUCAGGGGAAUGCUCCAUCAGAUAUUGUUCUCUGAUAUUGGCCUUGACAGUUUUUGUUUUGAUGGUUGGGACACUUUGCUUUGUUUUGAGCGUCAACGAGCCCAGAGUUCGCGAGGCCGUGGGGUGAGCAGCACCUCGCAGGGGCAAACGCGGUUCGACGAGCGGCCGCCUGCAGCGCCUCAAUCACGCAGUUCGUCCCAUCGAGGGUCCAGCUCGGCUUCUAGGCCGCGGGCUGAGCAUAGGGCGGCCCGUCCCACAACCGUGCGUUCACCCACUGCACCGCCAGCGACUGCGCGAGCAGCAGUAGAGCCCGCCUCUUCCUCGGCUUCAACAUCGGGCCCUAGGAUCGCUUAUCCUGAGGGUUUCAGCUAUGUGCGGGCAGAGUGUCAGGCCGCCAUGGUGCAAGCCAUGCGCAGCUUUGUGCCCCCGUCGGAUAGUCGGCGAGCUAAGGCUUUUGUGCAGCAGCAUGGCGGCCAGGUCGCCAUGAUCAAAUUGAUGGAUGCAUUCAGCUACGCUGUAGCGCUUUACAAGAGCGAGCAGGAGGCUCGUACGCAGAACAGCGAGCUCGGUUUAAAAUGCAAGCAAUUGGCUGCUGAGAAGGCUAGCCUUGUGGACGACGUGAAUCGUCUGCAAGGCUCAGAAAUGGCGAACCGGGCAGCGGUUGCAGAGAGCCGGGCAAAUGAGCUUGCCAACAGAAACAACGAGCUCAUGGAGGAAUUGGAGCGCGCCCGUGCUGAGAAAGAGAGCGGGAUCCAAGCGGCUAGGGAGGAAACCGCCCGGGUUGAAGAACGGGCCAAGAAGGCUGAGGUCGAUAGGGACCUUGCUCAGCACGAGCUGAGCUCCCUUAGGCAUCAGGUCGCCGAAGCCGACCGGAACCUUACUACUGUCGGGGAGGCACUGAGCGAGCUGAAGACUUCCCAUGCACACGUUGUCGGCAUCACCCGAGCUCAAGGCGCGGAAUGGUUGGUGGGUUCGGCUGCUUUUUAGGACGCCGUGGUAGUGGCGUCUGCAAAUGUAACCACGGAAAUCUACAACGAGAUCCGUGGGAAGGUGCUACGACAUCGCCCGGACUUCCCGAUUGGCGAGCUGGCGUUCUUUGA